Pichia kudriavzevii is the source of this 7500-nucleotide messenger RNA. RefSeq lists its product as uncharacterized. Gene Ontology annotation, cellular component: nucleus; TORC2 complex; TORC1 complex. Gene Ontology annotation, biological process: negative regulation of macroautophagy; protein phosphorylation; TOR signaling. The record is from RefSeq and is a predicted model, not a curated record. The transcript has a single exon. Gene Ontology annotation, molecular function: protein serine/threonine kinase activity; protein-containing complex binding; protein binding. The coding region runs from base 1 to 7500 and encodes 2499 amino acids. Lineage: Eukaryota; Fungi; Ascomycota; Pichiomycetes; Pichiales; Pichiaceae.
AUGCUCGCCAAAGCAGCGUACGUGAAUUCUAAUCAAGACAUCAACAAAUCUUGCAACUUGGUUAUAUCGCUUCUUCACCCACUCACCCGCUUUUCUACAUUGUUGAACACAAAUAUAUACAGGGGUAUGUCUCAAGGUCAAGUGCAGUUUCAACAGAGACUACCUCAAGGUACCUCUUCAGAAAUGCAGAACUUCACUCUUGAUCAGAUUUUCUCCGAAUUAAAGUCAAACGAUGAAAUUUGCCGUAUUAAAUCUUCAGAGUCAUUAAAAUCCCACUUUAUUUUGAUAUCCAGAGACGUAGCCUCCAGUGAACAAUUGGCCGUUUAUACCUCAUACAUUAAUAAAAAGAUACAUGACUUGAUCAGUUCCAACAAAGUCAAUGAGCAAUUGGGCGGCAUUUCCGCAAUAGACGCACUCGUUGAUAUACUGUAUUCGUCAAUGGACGAUUCUCAAUUGCAACAGUUUUCAUCAUCCUCCUCUCCAUCGGCCACUAGCAGUCCAGUUGAAGGAAGCUUGGAUUUGAUUGCAUUGUAUGCGAACUACCUAAGGGGGUUGAUAACUUCAAAUAAUCAAGUAAUCAUGAAAAAGGCAUCAUACACUAUGGGGAGAUUGGCUAUUCCUGGAUUCGUAAUGUCUGCAGAAUUUGUCGAUGCAGAAGUUAGAAGAAGCCUAGAAUGGUUGAUUUCCGAAAAGGCCGAAACAAAGAGGCAUGCUGCUAUAUUAGUCAUAUCGUCAUUAGCCAAACAUUCACCCGCUCUUUUAUAUCAAUAUGUGAAACAUAUCCUAACAAACAUUUGGAUUGGUUUGAGAGACUCAAAAUUGACUAUUAGGGAGGAUUCAGCUAUAUGUUUCAGAAAUUGUUUGGACAUUGUCUAUCAGAGGGACAACGAACUAAGAAAUUACUGGUUUGGAAAAUUCUACAAUGAAGCAUUCAGUGCUUUUAAAGUUGCCGGUGGUAAGGAAAGUACUAAUGAUUCGAGUGAAUACAAUGCGACUAUCAACCAACAGCUAUCAAGCACAUCUCCAGAAUAUAUCCAUGCGUCUUUGUUGGUUUUUAGGGAGCUAGUUAAUCAGGGCACUACUAUCUUAGGAUCCAAAAUCGAUGAAAUUUAUGAAACAUUACUUAAGGUUAAAGAUCAUAGAUCCUAUGACGUUCGUAAAGAAGUCACUAUUAUUGUUCCAAAGAUGGCAAGUUAUGACAAAAUUAAAUUUGUUGACCGGUAUAUGCAUCGAGUUCUAUUAUACUACAUUUCUCAAUUAAAGAUCGGGAAAGACAAAGCCAUCAUAUUAAUGAGUAUAGGUGAUAUUGCAAUUGAAGCUAGGAACAACAUUGUCAAUUAUUUAAAUGGUAUUGUUUUAGAAACAAUCAGAGACGGUUUAAGUCAAAGCUCAAUCAAAGUCCAGAGGGAAUUAGCGCCAGCCUGUUGUUACUGUCUUUCUAAGUUAACCAUUGCAUUAGGUGCGCCUCUAACUAAGUUCAUAAACGCCUAUCAAAUUUUGAAACUAUUAUUGAAAUCUCCGAUAAAUGAUAACACAUUGAGUGUUUUAAGGAUUUUUUCGAAAAGUUUACCUUCUUUGGAACCGAUAAUCAAUGAUAGGUUGAUAAACACAAUAAGCUUUUGUUUAUCCGGUUAUCCGUUCCAGCAUCCUGGAUCACCAGAUUUUGAGAGGAUGUUUGAUUUUGACUUGGCGUACAAUUUUCGCUAUAACAUGCUAAUUAAAGAGAGUGACGAGUUCAAUGAAAAUACAAUAGAUGAGCUGCCCCUUCUUGCGGGGUUUGAAAAGUCCAGAUACUUUCAAGUUUCAGACACUAUUGUGAUUCUUCAAGCUCUGAAGGCCUUGAGAGUCUUUGAAUUCAAGAACUAUGAUUUGAAUGAGUUUGUUCAGUAUGCGAUUGUUAGUUUUAUUGAUCAUGAUAAUCCAGAAAUUAGAUUACAAGCUUCAGUGACUUCUGCUCAUUUAUUUAGAAGAUCAACCAUAUGCUUUGAAAGGAGUGCUCAUUCACUCAAGAGUGUGGAGUUUGUUCUAUCAAAGUUGCUCACUAUUGCCAUCACAGAUCCAGUAACGGAAAUCCGUCUUGAGGUCAUAAAAAACUUGGAUCAUCGAUUCGAUGCUCAUCUAUCACAAUCUAAGAAUGUCAAGUUAUUAUUUAUGACGUUGAAUGAUGAAGAUUUUGAGAUUAAGAAGGAAGCAUUCAAACUAGUUGGCCGUUUAACAUUUUUCAAUCCUGCAUUCAUUGUACCCCCACUGCGUAAAAUAUUAAUUCAGCUCAUAAGUAACCUAGAGUAUGGUGCACAAUCCUCCAGAGUCAAGGAGGAAUCAUGCGAGUUACUUGGAAUACUGAUUUCAUCCACAGACUCUUUAACCAAAUCAUAUACUACCCAACUAAUGGAUGCUUUAUUGCCACAAACAACAGACCCUCAUGCAGUAGUAUGUGCUGCUUCAAUCAAGACAAUAGGGAACUUGGCCGAAGUUUCAGGCGAUCUUAUAUUGCCGUUUGUUCCCAAACUCAUGCCAGUAUUAAUCGACGUAUUUGAAGACCAAAACUCAAAUUUGAAAAGAAAUGCAGCCAUAAAAACACUCGGGCAGAUUUCAGGCUCUUCGGGAUAUGUUAUACAGCCGCUACUGGAUUACCCCCAAUUACUUGGGUUACUUGUUAAUAUUUUGCGCUUAGAAACAUCCCCAACCAUUAGAAGAGAAACUGUAAGGUUACUAGGUAUCCUAGGUGCAUUGGAUCCAUACAAACAUAGGGAAGUUGAAAGAAGAGGCAGAGAUGCAGAAACAGUUGCUAGGCAGAAUGCCCCUCAUAUUGAUAUGGAACUGCUAAUGAAGGGUAAAUCACCAACCAAUGAAGAUUAUUUCCCAACAGUAGUUAUUCAAACGUUGAUCAAAAUUUUACAUGAUAAUUCUUUGGGGGCUCAUCACUUAAUGGUUACACAGGCAAUGGUAUCCAUUUUCCAGAAUCUCGGACUAAAAUGCGUCAGUUAUCUAGAAAGUGUAAUUCCUGCUUUUAAUAGUGUCAUGCACAAUUGUCCAACUUCGAUGCUGAAUAUUUACUUCCAGCAAAUCAGCGAGCUAGUUGACAUUGUCAAGUUGAACAUUAGGCCGUAUUUGAAUUCAGUGUUUUCUCUGAUUAAAGAAUUUUUUCCUAAUGUGAAACUACAGUCCCAAAUUAUUGGCUUGAUUGAACGGGUUUCGGAAGCGUUGGAAGAUGAAUUCAAGUUAUACAUGCUUGACUUAGUCAACAUAUUUUUGGGUGUGUUAGAAAACGAUUUGUCGGCAGGCUAUGUUUCGACCUUGCGAGUCUUAAAGGCGUUCGUUAUUUUUGGCUCCAAUUUGGAACCAUAUACCUAUAUGAUAAUUCCGUCAUUAGUAAAACUUUUUGAGUUUGCACCUCUGAACAUCAGGAAAGCAUCUAUUGAAUGUAUCGGCAGAUUAACUAAAGCAAUUCCGCUGAGCGAAUAUGCUUCGGAAAUACUACAACCUCUUUUGAGAUUGUUAAGUAACUAUGAAGGUACGAACCUUAGAACCACGGCCAUGACUACAAUUUGUUCGUUGUUACUGCAGAUGGGGCCUGAUUUCAAGGUUUUCAUUCCUGUCGUAUCGUCAGUGUUGAUAAGGAGUAAGUUGCAGUUCCCCCUAUACGACCAAUUCAUUGACCGUUUAAACAAAGGAAGGCCUUUGCCUUCUGGCGUUGUUCUUUAUCCGGAUAUAGAAGAGAAACAAGAGGCAGCUAAACGGACCGAGCCCAAGCAACAAAGGCUGGUAGUUAAUGCACAAACAUUAAGAGCAGCAUGGGACUGUAGUACCAAGAGAACAAAAGAGGAUUGGCAGGAGUGGAUAAGAAGGUUGAGCAUAGAAUUAUUAAAGGAAUCGCCCUCUUAUGCAUUGAGAGCGUGCACUGCUCUUGCAACUGUAUAUCCUCAGCUAGCUAGAAAUCUAUUCAACUGUGCAUUUGCAAGUUGUUGGAAUGAGUUACACACGCAAUACCAGGGUGAACUUGCACAAGCUCUAUGUGUUGCAUUAUCGUCUGUCAAUAGUUCGCCUGAUAUUCACCAAACUUUGUUGAACUUGACAGAAUACCUGGAGCAUGAUGAGAAAUCAUUGCCUAUAAGGAUUCAAACAUUGGGACAAUAUGCUCAACGGAGUCAUGCAUACGCUAAAGCGCUACACUAUAAAGAAUUGGAAUUUAUCCAGGAGCCCUCUAUUCCAACAAUUGAAUCUUUGAUUAGUAUUAACAAUCAACUCCAACAGUCUGAUGCUGCAAUUGGAAUUUUAAAAUAUGCACAAGAGCACCAUGGCUUACAAUUAAAAGAAACUUGGUAUGAAAAGUUACAACGUUGGGACGAUGCGUUACAUGCCUAUAGUGAGAGAGAAAAGGAAGAACCAAAUUCACCUGAUAUUACAAUGGGUAAAAUGCGUUGCCUUCAUGCUCUAGGUGAAUGGGAACUAUUGAGUACUUUAGCAAAGGAUAAAUGGAGUGACAGUACUCCUGAAAUCAAACGGGCAAUAGCACCGUUAGCAGCAGCAGCAUCGUGGGGACUACAUCAAUGGGAAAGAAUGGAUACUUAUAUCUCAGUAAUGAAAAAGGACUCGCCCGACAAAGCCUUUUUCAAUGCUAUUUUAUCAUUGCACAACAAUAAUUUCAAUGAAGCAAUGCAGCAGAUUGAUAAAGCCAGAGAUUUAUUGGCAACCGAGGUGACUGCUUUAGUCAGUGAAUCGUAUAAUCGUGCUUAUGGUGUUGUUGUUAGAGUUCAAAUGCUAUCAGAAUUAGAAGAAAUUAUCAGGUACAAAGAAUUGCCAGCAGGUAGUCCGCAAAGGGUGCAUAUAAUUGAUACGUGGAACAAACGUUUACUGGGUUGUCAAAAAAAUGUGGAUAUAUGGCAAAGAAUGUUAAAAGCACGUGCGUUAGUUGUUAAGCCAAAACAGGAUAUGAAGAUUUGGAUUAAGUUUGCAAACUUGUGUCGAAAAAGCGGUAGACUGAGGUUGGCUGAGAAAUCAUUGAACUCCUUAUUAGAUGAAGGAACUACAGGCAAACCGGGAAAUAAAGCAUCUCCUCAUGUUGUCUAUGCUCAGUUGAAGUACAUGUGGUCACGGGGACAAAACGUAGAAGCAUUGAAUCACUUGGUAGAUUUUACUUCCAAACUCUCACGUGAUUUGGGCUUGAACGAAAACGAGUCCAUCACCCAGCCUUUACCUAAGAAUAUUCCUGGAAUUUCUGAAGACAUUGAGAAGUUCACGAAAUUGUUGGCUAGAUGUUAUUUGAAGCAAGGUGAGUGGAAGAUUGCUUUGGAUGACAAUUGGAUCGAACAGGAAUCAUCGAGUAUUCUAGGAUCCUUCCUUCUAGCCACACAUUUUGAUCCAAAGUGGUAUAAAGCAUGGCAUAACUGGGCGUUAGCCAAUUUUGAAGUGAUUUCACCUCAGUCUAAGCAUCGCCAAAACUUUAUCAUUAAUGAAAAUAAUGGAGCUGGUAAUGUCCCUAAAAUUGACAUAGCCAACAAGAAAAUAAACAUAAAUAUGAUCUUAAGAUAUGUCGUCCCAGCAGUGAAAGGUUUUUUCCAUUCGAUCUCUUUGUCAAAUUCUAAUCCAUUGCAAGACACACUAAGACUUUUAACAUUAUGGCUAGACUAUGGUGGAUUUGAGGAAGUUUCAAACACUUUACAAGAAGGUAUCCAAAUGAUCAAAAUAGACACAUGGCUGGAAGUUAUACCUCAGCUUAUCUCGCAUAUUCAUCAACCGGAUCCAACUGUCAGCCAUUCAUUACUUGGAUUACUAUCCGAAUUAGGAAGAGCACAUCCUCAAGCAUUGGUUUAUCCUUUAACAGUCGCAAUCAAAUCGGAGAGUAAAUUAAGACAAAAGGCUGCAUUGACAAUCAUUGAUAAGAUGCGGGCCCAUUCUUCUGUGUUGGUAGAUCAAGCAGAUAUGGUAAGUGGCGAAUUGAUCCGAGUUUCUGUAUUAUGGCACGAGAUGUGGUACGAAGCAUUGGAAGAUGCUUCAAGAGCAUACUUUAAUGAUAGGGAUGUUGAUAAAAUGUUCUCAAUAUUAGAGCCCCUGAAUGAGAUGAUAGCAAAGGGGCCAACAACCAUCAGAGAGACUUCAUUUGUUAAUGCAUUUGGUAAAGAUCUACGAGAUGCACAGGGUUGGUUACAUCAGUUCAAACGUACCAAAGAUGUGACUUAUAUCAACCAGGCAUGGGAUUUGUAUUAUACGGUUUUCAGAAGAAUCUCCAAGCAAUUACCUAUAUUACAAAAUCUUGAUUUACAGCACGUGUCUCCAUUGUUGCUAAAUGCACAUGAUUUAGAGUUGGCUAUACCAGGUACUUACGUAGCAGGGGAAGACAUUGUAAGGAUCAAGAAAUUUGAUCCAACACUUAUUGUCAUUACAUCGAAGCAGAGACCUAGGAAAAUACACAUCUACGGUAGUGAUGGUAAAACAUACACAUUCCUAUUAAAGGCGCACGAGGAUAUCAGGCAGGAUUCAUUAGUUAUGCAACUAUUUGGAUUGGUUAAUACACUGCUUGCCAAUGAUCCGGAAUGUUUCAAACGUCAUGUUGAUAUUCAGAAAUAUUCAGCAAUUCCGCUAUCACCUUCGAGUGGUCUUUUAGGAUGGGUGCCGAAUUCAGAUACCUUCCACGUUUUGAUCAAGGAAUACCGUGAUCCAAGGAAAAUCUAUUUAGAUGUUGAACAUAGAGUCAUGUUACAAAUGUCCCCAGACUAUGAUAACUUGACGCUUUUAGAGAAGGUUGAAGUUUUCACGUAUGCAUUAGACAUCACUAGAGGCCAAGACUUAUACAAAGUUCUAUGGUUAAAAUCGAAAUCGUCUGAAUCAUGGCUUGAUAGACGUACUACGUACACCAGGUCAUUAGCUGCCAUGUCAAUGGUUGGCUAUAUACUAGGGUUAGGAGAUAGGCAUCCAUCGAACUUAAUGAUGGACAGGAUCACGGGUAAGGUUAUCCAUAUUGAUUUUGGUGAUUGUUUUGAGAGUGCCAUAAUGAGGGACAAAUAUCCAGAGAAAGUUCCAUUCAGGUUGACGAGGAUGUUGAGUUACGCAAUGGAAGUCAGUGGUAUAGAGGGUUCGUUUAGAAUCACGAGUGAAAAUGUCAUGAGGGUCUUGCGUGAUAACAAGGACUCCUUGAUGGCCAUAUUACAGGCCUUUGCGUAUGAUCCAUUGAUCAACUGGGGGUUUGACUUCAACAUCCAGCGAGUUAUUGAGCAGUCUGGACUUUCCAUCAAAUUACCAGAGAACAACUAUGCCGAACUUUUGAGGAGUGGGCAGAUCAACGAGCAAGAGGCAAGUGUGAUGGCUUCCAGAUACAAGGCUGCCGUGAGAGAUGCCCGUGCGGCGUGUGUUUUGAAGAGAAUCAACGAUAAGUUGACCGGUAAUGACUUCAAGAGAUACAAGGCGUUGGAUGUCCCGACACAGGUCGACAAGUUGAUCCAACAGGCCACCAGCGUGGAAAACCUAUGCCAGCACUACAUUGGGUGGUGCUCCUUCUGGUAG